AUGGCUCGUCUUUUUCAUCAAGUAUUUGUAAGUUUUAGGAAGUACAUCAUAGAGUCUAGUUUUCUGAAUCCUGAUCUGCACAUUAUUCUCAAUGAUAUAUGCUGUGGUGCAGGUCACGUUGAUGAUUUGUUUCCAUUUUUCUUGCAACACGCUAAGCAGAUCUUUCCUAUGCUGGAGUGUAUGGAUGAUCUGCGUAAAAUCAGUGAUUUAAGAUUGCCUCCAAACUGGUAUCCGGAAGCCAGGGCUGUUGAAAGAAAAAUUGUGUUUCAUGCUGGCCCUACAAAUAGUGGGAAAACCUAUCAUGCAAUCCAGAGAUAUUUAAAAGCAGAAUCCGGAGUAUAUUGUGGUCCUUUAAAACUCUUGGCCCACGAAAUCUUCCAAAACAGUAAUGAUGCUAAUGUACCAUGUGACCUGGUUACGGGAGAAGAACGAGUCUGUAUUGAUCCUGAAGGGAGGGCAGCUGCCCAUGUUGCUUGCACUAUUGAGAUGUGCAGUGUUAAUACACCUUAUGACGUGGCUGUGAUUGAUGAAAUUCAGAUGAUUAGAGACCCUUCUAGAGGCUGGGCCUGGACACGAGCACUCUUGGGACUUUGUGCAAAAGAAAUCCAUGUUUGUGGUGAAGAGGCUGCUAUUAACCUAGUGACAGAACUCAUGUAUACUACAGGGGAACAGGUUGAGGUGAAAAGGUACAGGAGGCUGACUCCCAUCAAGGUGCUGAAUAAGGCUCUUGAAUCUCUGGAUAACCUUCACCCUGGAGACUGUAUUGUUUGUUUCAAUAAGAACGAUAUUUAUUCAGUGAGUCGACAAAUUGAAUUCCGGGGCUUGGAAUGUGCAGUUAUAUAUGGAAGUCUUCCACCUGGAACAAAACUUACCCAGGCAAAGAAGUUCAAUGAUCCGGAUGAUCCGUGUAAAAUCAUGGUUGCUACAGAUGCAAUUGGGAUGGGUCUCAAUUUGAGCAUAAAAAGAAUCAUUUUCAACUCCCUAAUAAAGCCACAGAUCAAUGAAAAAGGAGAAAAGGAAAUUAACACAAUUACCACUUCUCAGGCGCUGCAAAUUUCAGGCCGAGCUGGCCGAUUUAGUUCUGCAUUUAAAGAAGGGGAAGUUACUACGAUGCAUGCAGAUGACCUCGUUCUGCUAAAGAAGAUUUUGAGUGAGCCCGUGGAUUCUAUAGAGGAUAUUUUUGUGAGCCUCUCUCAAGUUGAUGGACUCUACUUUGUCUGCAAUAUUGAUAACUUCAAAUUUUUAGCCAAAAUGAUUCAACACAUUCCACUCCAUUUGAGAGCAAGAUACGUGUUUUGCACAGCUCCCAUUAAUCAAAAGGAGCCUUUUGUGUGCACCUCACUCUUAAAGUUUGCACGACAGUUCAGUAGAAAUGAACCUGUGAUGUUUGAUUGGCUCUGCCGACAUAUUAACUGGCCCCUGAUCCCACCCAAGAACAUCAAGGACCUUGUCCAUCUUGAAGCUGUUCAUGAUGUUCUUGAUCUCUAUCUCUGGCUGAGUUACCGGUUUAUGGACAUGUUCCCAGAUGCUGGUCAUGUGAGGGCGAUUCAGAAGAAACUGGAUGACAUCAUACAAAUUGGAGUGAUGAAUAUUACAAGACUGAUUCAAGCUUCCCAAGUCACUUCUGAGGCAAUGGGUAUUCCUGUCGAGAGCCUCAGAACUGAUGAUAGGCUCCCGCAUGCAGAAAUGACAGAGAUUUCCACGAACAAAGAGAUGGCCCACGGGCCCCGCAGAGCAAGAGGGCCUAAAGCCAGGAGCUUACAGUCUGCGGAUGUGCAGCUGGGCACCCCGAGCCAGAUGAAGGGUCCUCUGGCCGAAAGACUGAUACAGCAGGGACUCCUCAGCAAGGAAGUGCUGAAACAAUUGGAGAAGGAAUGGCUCUCUCAACAGGAUGGUCCUCAUGAUGUUAGUGAAAGCAGGAGCUCAGCCAAACACAAAGAAAAAAAGAAAUGAAGUGAUGCCUCUGCUUAAAUAAAACAGUAAUUU
This is a messenger RNA of Protobothrops mucrosquamatus (brown spotted pit viper), 1986 nucleotides long. It is a transcript of the gene SUPV3L1, whose product is annotated as Suv3 like RNA helicase. The transcript is spliced from 13 exons. Gene Ontology annotation, biological process: mitochondrial RNA 3'-end processing; RNA catabolic process. Gene Ontology annotation, cellular component: mitochondrial degradosome. The record is from RefSeq and is a predicted model, not a curated record. Gene Ontology annotation, molecular function: RNA helicase activity; ATP binding; hydrolase activity, acting on acid anhydrides. Lineage: Eukaryota; Metazoa; Chordata; Lepidosauria; Squamata; Viperidae. The coding region runs from base 1 to 1953 and encodes 650 amino acids.